CAUAUCAUUCCAUGGCUAACCGUCGACGCCGCAACAAUUCCCCUGCUUCUCAAAAUGACCUUAACAACCCGCCUCCAGUUAGUAAUCCAACUCCUGGCGGUUCUUCCACUACUCGCCACCCUGCGUAUCAUGGUAUCCGAUGCCGAGCUGGAAAAUGGGUGUCUGAAAUUCGUGAACCAAACAAAACAAGUCGUAUAUGGUUAGGCACGUAUCAAACACCCGAAAUGGCAGCUGCCGCUUACGAUGUAGCUGCAUUGGCACUCAAAGGUACUUAUGCUGUCCUAAACUUUCCCGACUCUAUUCUCUCUAGCACACUUCCAGAGUGCCCCACUGCCGAUGACAUUCGUGCAGCUGCAGCAAGAGCUGCAGCUGCUCGAGCUCCUACUAAUCAAAGUGGAGCCGGAAGCUCCACCAAUCCUGGACAAUAUAUGGACGACGAUGCUGUAUUUGGUAUGCCAAAUAUGUUGUCCGACAUGGCUGGAGGAAUGCUGAUCAGCCCGCCCAGGGAUGAUAACUCUAGUCCCCCGGAUGAGGGGACAGGUAACUCUGGUGGAGGAAAUCUAUGGGACUAUUAAUUGACCAUGAAAACAAGCUAUAUGUAAUAAUUAUUAGUAUCAGCCGGUAAUUUGACUACAUAUAUAUUUGUGCUUAUGUAACAUAUAAAGGGUGCCUUCUUUUUUUCUUCCAUAAAUCUUCAGUUUAACCAAAAAUAUGAAGAUAUAUAUGGAAUUUUGUUGGUGUAUGUAACACAUCAACUUGUAUCAAAGGUUUGUUUUAGAAGUGUGUUUUUGUACAUUAAAAUAAAUGUAACAUAUCCUACUUCUUGUAGUUGAUUUGUGUUACAAGUAAGAAAUAAAAGAUUUAAUGCCGGUUGAUCAGUUA
This is a messenger RNA of Erigeron canadensis, 882 nucleotides long. Its product is annotated as ethylene-responsive transcription factor ERF027-like. Gene Ontology annotation, biological process: regulation of DNA-templated transcription. Lineage: Eukaryota; Viridiplantae; Streptophyta; Magnoliopsida; Asterales; Asteraceae. The transcript has a single exon. Bases 12 to 575 code for a protein of 187 amino acids. The record is from RefSeq and is a predicted model, not a curated record. Gene Ontology annotation, molecular function: DNA-binding transcription factor activity; DNA binding.